AAAAAUAAUACCAUAGUAUAAUAAGUAAUCGCGAGCGCACCCUAAAAAUCACGGGAAAAUAUGGUCUUGGUCUUCUUCUCCCCCCAGCCUCCUCCGCAGGCGGCGAAGUAGCACAAGGAAAAGGUCCAAUACAAAAAAAAAUCCGCGGCGGCGGCGGCGGACGGACGGACGGAGCCAGCAGCUGCGGGGGAAGGCGGCGCCGAUCGGUCAGUCGAAAAGCAGCAGCGGCCGCGUGGGGAUUUUUUUUUUCUUCUUCUUCGCGACGCAGCGCAGCGCAGCGCACGCAAGGAAUCCGUGGAGGGAAGGGAAGGGGAAGGGGGGAAGGGGGGAAGGCAGCGGAUGGAGCGGCGCGGUUCGGACUAAAAAGCUGGGUCGCCUGGACGAGGGCGGGCGGCGGCGCGCGGAGGAGGAGGGGGAAGAGGGAGGGAGAGAUUUGCCGAAGACGACGACGCGGCGGCGGCGGCCCUGGGUUUGAUGCGGAAGGCCGGAGCAAAAGAGGAUUAUAAGGGAUCUAUUGGAUCUGAGGGUGCAGUUGAUGUCAACCAGGCUCCUGGUUUCAUGAUUCGGGUGUGCACCUGUACUGGAAGGCCAUCAUCACUUAACUCAGGUGUUUCAAUGACCUGCAAAGGCUGUGGCGGUGAAUCGACAACAGACAGAGGUGGGCCAUCGUGUAACAGCAAGUUCAACACCAUGGGCUUGGAGCUUCCAAGGCCUAUAGAUCCUGAGGUGAGAUGGAAGACUAUAAACAGAAGGCAAAGAGCUGCAAGGAGAGCAAGGACCUCUUUCUCUGGACAAGACAAAAUGAAGGAUGAAAUAAUGUCUUUCUAUGCAUGCAGCAAUGCUACUAAUCAACAAUUGGCACAAGAUGAUGCUCCUGUUUCUGAGUCCGAGAAGUUUGGGGUAUCUAUUCUUGGUCGGCGCUUUAGUGACCCUAUGGAAAGUGUUCCAAUAAAAAAGAGAAGAUUUCUUAUGGAUUGUUCUCCAUCACCUCCACCCACUCCAUUGCUAGUGGAUCCAUAUGAAAAACUGCUGAGUAGAUCCUCUGGAGGUAUCUCGUCACGCGGAAAGCAUCACAAGGUUAAAGCACCUGCACUUGAUUACAUAGAGGAAACGAGAGGGCCUUUUGGCGCAGAUGAUUUUUCUGGCAUAUCAAUACUUGCUGCUGCUGCUUGCACAAGUGAGUUGGAUGAUUACACAUUGGAUGCCGAAUGCUCGAAGUCGGCACACUGUGUUGAAGAAAGAAAACCAGAACAUAUCGCUGGUAGUUCUGAGUUGAAUGUCCUAAGUGAAAUCAAGGAGGAGAUGCUAAAUACUCUGGAUGCUUCAAAUUGCAAAUCAAACCAGCCACUGGAGUCAUCUGAAUCUGCUCCUGAUAUGAAGCCUGUGUUUUCCCCUACAUUGAACAGUGAAAAUAUCGUUGAAUCUUCACAUGCUGAGAAGGAUUGUUCUGUGCCUUAUUCCGCAUUGGGCAGUGCAAACAAAGCAGAUGAUUUUUCAUCUGCUUCUGUCACAAAGUCUUCAGGUGUUACCAUAUCAAUAAACGCAAGUCAUCCAGACAAAUCUGUAGGUUGCUUGCAGGAUAUAGUCAUGGAAACUAAGCAUUCCAAUGGCACCCGUGACUCUAGGUUGCAUUGGGAUCUUAAUGUUGCAAUGGAGGCAUGGGACACUAACUGUGGUGGUGACGAUGAUCAUGAUACGGUUGGUCCUGAGCCUGUAGCUUCUGCUAUAAGCAGUUGUAGUGACGCUGAAAAUGUGACGAAUAAGCUGCAGGCAUGUCAAGCUCCUUUUGACUCAACAAUUGCUGGCAACAUUCCUGAUCUUUCAGAGGACAAAACUCCUGCGAUUGAUGAACCAAGCGAUGCUUGUACAAAGGGUGAAAGUGAUUUUGCUGGUGAUAGUUCAUCUCAACCUUUGUGCAGUCUGUCGCCGCAAAAUGUGCAGAUUUUAGAAUCGAGACUGCUAGAAUGCAAUGAUUCAUCUGCAGGAACAAAGGAUUUGCCUGAUCACAAUGAUAUAGGCAAAGUAGAAUCACAUCUAGGAUCUGAUCCUGAUUGCAGUUCUUUGGCUCCUAUGACCGGGUGUUUUGCUUUGACUGCAAAUGAGGAGAAACUUGAUGUUUCACAUGCCUCAGCCCUUGGUUGUGUAGGUCCGUCCCAGAUGGCUUCUACAGAUGGUUCUGUUGGGAUUAAUUCAAUUCAAAUGAGUGAACUGGGCUCCAGAGUGAAGCCUUUCACAAGCACGUUAGUUUCUGAGGAAAGCACAAACCUUGCAACAGUAACUGUUUUCAAUAAAAGUUCUACUGGUCUUGGCUGGAGCAAUGAUAAACUUGGGCAAGCUUCUCAACAAAGCAUAUCUGAAUUUAAGAACCAAGAUCUUUUGGAUGUUGAUUCUGGAACUAGUAAAAUUGAUCAGUCAGCUCAUGACAAGGUUGAACAUGGCACCGAUGGCACUGAUGUAUUGAGCAUCUCUAAGACAGCUGCAGAUGUAGAUGAUGAUUUGGACCUCUCUGAUACUCAUAUGAAUGAUAACCCAGGUUCUUCUGAUCGUGGGAUGUCCCACACUCAUGAAAAAGAGGGUGCUGAUGCACCUAUUAGUCAUAAUCUCACUUGUACUGACAGUAGCAAUGCAUUAACAUGUCAUACUACAGAUGAUGCCCAUGAAGCUCCCCUUAUCAAUUCAGAAUGCAUCAAACCAGUUACUGACAUUGACAGCAUUGCGGAUUCACAAUCUGCAGAACAAAACUACAUUGGGAAGGUUCUAUCGAAUAAUUUUACGGAGCAUUGUCAUGAAGCAGAGGCUCCUCAGAUUAUUAAAGAUCUUGCUGGGACUGGAAAUAUUGGUGCUGAAGAGGAUGAUUCUCAAUAUGAGGACGGGGAACUUAGGGAAUCUGGCGGGUAUUGGGGAGAUGAUGCUUAUGAAGAAGUUAAACAUGUCAAUUACCAGGUGUUAGAUUGCAAGAGUGAUGCCCCAGGCAUUUCUCCUUUACCUCCUGGCUCCAUGAAUACGGGUAACCUAGUGGUUGACGUCAAUGGAACACAUUCCAGGAAUAAAGAUGGUGAUGUUUCACCAGCUGCAUUGAAGCGUUCAUGGUCAACUAACUGCAUAGAUGAUGGAUCUGGAAUGAUGUGCACUGGAAAUGCUGGUGAGAAGGCUCUCAAUGUUCACUUGAGAGUGAAUGGUGACUCGAGAAUAUAUGAGAUGAACUCAGGCCAUGUAAUAACUGGAUCUGCUGCAACAGCUAACCAGUCUGAGAGGGUCAAUGAUGGUUUAGGGGAUGAUAUUUCAAGUCUGAGGAUGAAGCCCACGGGAUGGGAUAUGUUACCUGAAGAUCAGAGGCAUUCUCAACAUGAUUCAAGGGACACAGUUGAUUCAUCUAACCGAUGUGUUUUGAGCACAUCAGAUACAGCUGCUGCUGGUGAAUCAUUGCGGCAUAUGGAGUUAUCAAAUGGAGAUAUGCAACCACGAGAAGAACGACCAAGAUCAUUUGACAGAACCCACAGAAAUGAAUUAUGCAGAUCUGAUGAUGGUUAUGGCUCAGCUUCAAAGGCUGAAAGAACCGUUGAUGUUAGAUCACAAGAAAGAGGUGCAGCAUCACGACAUGUUCAAGGUAACAGCCGGGUGGAACAAUGGGUGGAAAAUUCAAACAGUUCUCGUCCUACCCGGCGCAAAUCACCUGAUUAUUAUAAUUAUGGCCUGCCUGGUCCAAGGAAUGCUGCAGAAGCUGCUGUUGCAAAGAUGCAGAGCAAUGGUUUUGUAGUUGCACCUGAUGGCACUUUGGUAAAGGCAGUUGAUACCGCAAAUGCUAGUAAAAUGGCUAGGAGGGUGAGAAACAACACUUUAAGUAGCUCAUACCGCCCUUUAUCUGGACGGGGUUCUCCAAUUGACAGAGAUGGAGGUAGUGGCGUAUCCAGAGGUCCUGCACAUGCUAGGGAAGCAUCCCCAGAAAGACGCUUUGGUACCAUUGGUAAUCGAUCUGUUCGAUAUGGUCCUGAUAUGGAUAAAGAUCAUGCUAAUUUAAAUAUGAGUUCAGCUCAUUGCUCACUGGCCAAUAGACAAAGGAGGUUCCCACCUCAUAGAGCCUCACUUAACCUUUCACGUGCUCACAGCCGAUCCCCUUCUGGUUCAAGGUCUCGAUCUCCACAUGCUUGGACAUCACCUAGGAACAGAAGGGAAGUUAUGGUGAAUGGCAGUUCAAGUUUAUGGAGGCAUAGCAGAAGUAGAUCUCCGCCUAAUUACAUGACUGAAGUUAGAAUGGGAAGAAUGGCUUCACCUUCUAGACAACCUGGAUUUGGUGAUCGAGUUAUGCGUUAUAGCCCUUCAUCAAGAGAUCAUACUUACUCUCAACACAGUUCUACAUGGGCUGGUGGGAGGAACUGCUCAACUGUUGAUAUUCCUGAUCAUAAAAAGCGAUAUUCGAGGAGAAGCCCACCCCUGAGAACCACCUCAAGAAAUGACAGGUUUGAUGUAGACUCCAGCGGACGGCCAAGGUCUGGAGAGUUGUAUCGCCCAACACAGGGAAGACUUCCUUAUGGCUUUGAAAGGGGGAGGGGAAAUAGGCAUGAUGGGAACAGUGAUGAUCAGAGGGAGUAUGCUGAUGGAUAUGAAACUCAUUCUGCCAAGCCAUAUGACAGGAAUGGCGCUACAAAGCAGUUCAGAAAUCAUACAGGAGAUAAACUUCAUCCACGCAUUUCUGCUCCCAGAUCGCCAGAACCCCAAAGAAGGGGAAGCCCUCGGAGAUUUGAAAGGGGCUUCGAGAGGCAGCUGGGUGUGGAUUUGCCUCGUGGAACUAAAGAAGAUAACAAAAAUCCUUUCAGAUAUGAUUGAAUUGGAAAGCAAACCCAUGCUGGAAACCUGGGCUCCUAUGCUCACUACUAUUUGACAAAGGAUUACCUUGACAGCGUUGCUUCUUGUUCUGUUUCUGCAUCUGUGCGCAAGCCACAGAUAAGCUGAAAUCAUGCACUCAGGAGGGAUUUGCAGAUUAACGAGGGAUUUGAUUAACUUUACAAUUUUCCUCUUUUCGUUUGUAAAUAUUUAUAUCAGUAGUAGAUCACAAUCACUGGUUUACAGCUUUAUAGCUGUUCUUUUUUAUUUAUUAUAUUUUCUUUACCCCCUCACUGCACUCUUUUUCAAUGGACAUUAUGCCUGUAUGAGGUCCAUUUAAACAUGAUCAAUCAAUCAAUUAAUUUUGAACUGAAACUUGUGGAU
This is a messenger RNA of Oryza brachyantha (malo sina), 5205 nucleotides long. RefSeq lists its product as uncharacterized. The record is from RefSeq and is a predicted model, not a curated record. Bases 475 to 4824 code for a protein of 1449 amino acids. The transcript has 5 exons. Lineage: Eukaryota; Viridiplantae; Streptophyta; Magnoliopsida; Poales; Poaceae.